GGUUUGCUAAUUAUGUACGCGGUUGUUCAAUGUAAUUGGACAUUUUGACCCUUCUCAGGAGGUGCGUUCAGUAUGAGCGGAACAUUGGCACCCAGCAAGAGCACUGUGUAUAUUAGCAAUCUACCCUUCUCUCUGACAAACAAUGACCUACAUCAGCUACUGCUUCCUUAUGGCAAGGUCGUAAGGAUAACAGUAGUAAAAGACCGACAGAGCCGCAAAAGUAAAGGUGUUGCAUUUGCUCUGUUUUUGGAUCGCAAUGACGCGAGGCAAUGCGCUAUGAAACUUGACAAAAGCCAACUGUUUGGUCGCACUUUGAAGGCAUCCAUUGCACGGGAUAAUGGUAGAGCGUCGGAGUUCAUUCGUCGGCGUGAGUACCCGAACAAAUCUCGUUGCUAUGAAUGCGGGGAAUUCGGUCACUUAAGUUACAAAUGCUCGCGGAAUGCACUUGGCGAAAGAGAGCCCCCCGUGAAGAAGAAGAAAAUUCGCAAGCGGAUGGCUCGUUCUAAUGAAGCUGGCGGUCACCCAAACCCAUGUGCACUCCCUGAAGAUGAGGCGACCGAUGAUGAGGAGGAGGAACUGGAUUUCGACACCUGGAGUUCCGCUGUGCACUACCAAGCCACUUUGGAUGACCAGAGUAAGCCCUCGUCUUCCAACGGUGCGAAUAAACGACGGCGCAUUCGUCCGGAUUCGUACUUUUCCGAUGACGAAGAAGAGCUUGUGGACGAUAGCUGACAUCCCAUCAGUGCACUGUUCCAUCACCGAGUCACUGUGUAUGACCGCCCAGAAAUGAGCUUCCAGAGUACUGUUGUGUAAAUAUACGUUGUGUUUUUCCCUUC
Messenger RNA from Dicrocoelium dendriticum, 836 nucleotides. The record is from the annotation of a GenBank genome assembly. Lineage: Eukaryota; Metazoa; Platyhelminthes; Trematoda; Plagiorchiida; Dicrocoeliidae.